AUUUCCUCCUCGCAACGGGAAGUGGUAUUCUGGUAACAGCGACACAUUGAUUUUCUUCCCCCACAACAAUAAAAGGGAGGCGAAACCAACAGUCAUACAGAAAUCGUGUCAGAAACUCAAAAUACGUGAAUAAAUCCCGGGUUUUACAGCUGCACGAAGGGCAGCAAUGCUGUCGGACGCAGACUACUCCGGUAAUGCUCCAGGAGCUCGGAGAGCCAAGAAGAGGAGCUCUGGAGAGUCACCAGGCGACGGACAGACCCUGCGCUCCUCUGGGCGGCAGAUCAACGUCCGAGUGAAGCGCACCAACAACCCUCCACCUGGACAGAGUAAAAGAAAAGCCACAGACACUGAAGAAGAGGAUGAUCAGUCUGAGAAGAAGUACAGGAAGUGUGAGAAGGCAGGAUGUUCAGCCAUGUACCCUGUUUGUUUUGCAAGUGCCUCUGAAAGGUGCGCUAAAAAUGGUUACACAUCUCGCUGGUAUCAUCUGUCGUGUGGAGAGCAUUUUUGCAAUGAGUGUUUUGAUCACUAUUACAGAAGUCACAAAGAUGGUUAUGAGAUCUUUGCAUCGUGGAAGAAAGUCUGGACUAGUAAUGGGAAAAGUGAGCCCAGUCUCAAAGCUUUCAUGGCAGAUCAGCAGCUUCCUUUCUGGGUUCAGUGCACCAAGCCGGAUUGCAGGAAGUGGCGACAGCUCACCAAGGAAAUCCAACUCACUGCCUCUCUUGCAGCAACAUACCGCUGUGGAAUGAAGGUCAACAACAUCAAGACUGAGGGACCUGACCAGUGCUCCCAACCAGAGGACUUGAGAGUGGCUGAGGUGACCGACAGCUGGUGGCAUUCAAUGCUGAUUUUGCCCCCGCUGUUUAAAGACAGUCCAGCCAGCCCGUUCCUUGCUGCUUACUACCCUGACUGUGUGGGAAUGAGUCCAUCGGGCUCUCCCAGCACCAUGUCUCUGACCGAGCUGAGAGCGGAUCACUGCAGAGCUGUGCAGCCACAAAUUCCAGGCCUGUGUCCAUAUUUCCAGCCAUUCUAUCAGCCUAAUGAAUGUGGUAAGGCUCUGUGCGUGCGGCCAGACAUGAUGGAGUUGGACGAGCUUUAUGAGUUUCCAGAAUUUUCCCGGGAUCCCACCAUGUAUCUGGCUCUACGUAACCUCAUCCUGGCCUCCUGGCACAGAAACUGUGAGGAGGUGCUGACGUCUCAGAAAUGUGCCCUCCACAUCAUUGUUCGAGGUCUGGUGCGUGUGCGCUGUGUACAGGAGAUGGACCGGGUUCUCCACUUCAUGACCAGGAAGGGUCUCAUCAACACUGGUGUGCUGGCAGUGAAACAGCCUCUGCUCCCGGAGAGAUACUGCUCUAAAAACAUCAUCGUCAUUGGUGCUGGGGCUUCAGGUCUGGCUGCAGCGCGGCAGCUGCAGAACUUUGGUUCAAAGGUGCUGGUGCUGGAAGCGAGGGAUAGGAUUGGCGGCCGGGUGUGGGAUGAUACUUCUCUGGGUCUCACUGUGGGUCGAGGAGCUCAAAUCGUUAAUGGCUGCGUAAACAACCCCAUUUCCCUCAUGUGUGAGCAGAUGGGAAUCAAGAUGCACAAGCUUGGAGAGCGUUGUGAGCUCAUUCAGGAGGGAGGACAGACUACAGACCCGGCCAUCGACAAGCGCAUGGACUUCCACUUCAAUGCCAUCCUGGACGUGGUGUCGGAGUGGAGGAAAGACAAGUCACAGAGCCAGGACACACCGCUGGGAGAAAAAGUUCAAGAAUUAAAGAAGAACUUUCUUCAGGACUCUGGGAUCCAGUUCAGCGAGCUGGAGGAGAAAGUGCUUCAGUUUCAUCUCAGCAACCUGGAGUACGCUUGUGGAAGUACAUUAGACCAGGUAUCGGCCAGAUCCUGGGACCACAAUGAAUUUUUCGCCCAGUUCUCAGGAGAUCACACUUUGCUGACGGAGGGCUACUCCGUUUUACUCCACAAACUGGCUGAUGGCCUCGACAUCCGCACAAAGACUCCGGUUCAGGCCAUCGACUACUCAGGUGAUAUUGUCAAAGUGACUUGCUCUGAUGGUUCCCAGUGGACGGCACAGAAGGUCCUUGUUACAGUCCCUUUGACUUUGCUUCAGACUAACGUGAUUCAGUUCAAACCUCCACUUCCUGAAAGGAAACUGAAAGCGAUCCACAGUCUCGGAGCUGGUAUCAUAGAAAAGAUGGCUCUUCAGUUCCCGUACAGAUUCUGGGACAAAAAAAUCCAAGGAGCAGACUACUUCGGUCAUAUCCCUCCAGGUCCUGAGAAGAGAGGCAUGUUCAGUGUCUUCUAUGACCUGGAUCCUCAGAGGAAACAGGCCGUGCUGAUGUCCGUCAUCUCUGGCGAUGCUGUCCCUGCUGUGCGGGACAUGGAGGACAAGGAGGUGGUGAAUGAGUGCAUGAAGGUCCUGCGUGAACUUUUCAAAGAGCAGGAAGUCCCUGAGCCAACAAAUUUCUUCCUCACACAUUGGAGCAAAGACACGUGGUCCCAGAUGUCCUACAGUUUUGUGAAAACAGGAGGCAGCGGGGAGGCUUACGACAUCCUUGCUGAAGACGUGCAGGGAAAAGUGUUUUUCGCUGGCGAGGCUACCAACCGACACUUCCCUCAGACUGUGACAGGAGCCUACCUCAGCGGGGUCAGAGAAGCCAGCAAAAUGGCUGCUGCAUAACCUGUCAGUCCCACAAGACUCCCAAACACACCAGCACAGUCUCCCGGACUGCACUGAGCAGCAGACCUUUGAUAAACUCGGGACUGCGGCGCCUGAAUCGCUCCACUUGAAAAGAUGUUUAGCCGUUCCAGGGUUAAGUAGAGGCUCCCCGGGGCUUGGUUCUACAUAUUUAACACAACAAAGACUUCUGAAGUGCUUUUUAUUUAUAUCAAAAUCCAUCAGGUAAGAGGUUAUCUUCUGGUGAAGAGAUGCAACUAAAACCUACUUGCAAGUCAUAAAUGAUUGAAAAUCCUUAUGUAGCUUUGCCUGAGCUCCACUGUGCUAGGAAGCAGGGCCAUGUUGACUUCACACGUGUUUGGACUUCUGUGAGAGAAAUUUCAAAAAAAUAGGCUGCAUGAGACAUUGGUAAUCUCCAUCGUGUGAUCCAGAUUCAACGGUAUAUUAUUGCUUUCCUAUUUAAAGAUCAGACAUUUUUUUGAGGUUUCUGACAUUUACAAGAUCUUGUUUGAGAGUUACCAAUGUUUUAUACAGCUGUAAUGUUUUUGAAUUGUAGGAAAUAUGUUGUUAAAAAAAGAUACACCUGAAUGAAAGGAUGUACACUAGGAGUAUUUCUGUGGUAGCACUUUUGAU
Salarias fasciatus (jewelled blenny) is the source of this 3301-nucleotide messenger RNA. It is a transcript of the gene kdm1b, whose product is annotated as lysine demethylase 1B. Bases 167 to 2671 code for a protein of 834 amino acids. The record is from RefSeq and is a predicted model, not a curated record. Gene Ontology annotation, molecular function: zinc ion binding; oxidoreductase activity; protein binding. The transcript is spliced from 21 exons. Lineage: Eukaryota; Metazoa; Chordata; Actinopteri; Blenniiformes; Blenniidae.